This is a messenger RNA of Hydatigera taeniaeformis, 1590 nucleotides long. NCBI's taxonomy places the organism in Eukaryota, Metazoa, Platyhelminthes, Cestoda, Cyclophyllidea, Taeniidae. The record is from the annotation of a GenBank genome assembly.
AUGGUGGCAACCGAGUUCCUGGGGUAUAUUCAAUCAUUUUCAGCAACAACAUAUGUCGGAGUUGAAGACUUAGCGGACCGGGCCAAUUUCCAAUGGAACGUUAUUGUCCUCUUGAUCAGUAUGGUUCUUGUAACAGUUCGUCAGUACUUUAUGGCUCCAUUGGUCUGCUACCUCCCAACAACGGUAAGUGGUGGAAAUGCAGAAUCAUAUGUAACGAAUCUCUGCUGGGUUGAAGGCACCUUCCCUAUCAAUCUCACUACUGGUGUUGUACCCACCGAUGUCAAGGCAUGGAGUUCUACGAACCCCGGAAUUAUGAAUUAUUAUCAGUGGGUUCCGUUGGUUCUUGGUCUCCAAGCCAUAAUUUACUAUGUUCCAAGGAUAAUUUGGAGUAUAUUCACAUACAACAGAACUGGAACAGAUCUCCAGAGUCUUAUUAGAACUGCCGACAGUGCUGCAAAAGAUGAGGGUGAAAAACGCGAGAAGGCGGUGCGCCAUAUGGCGAAGAGCUUGGAGUUACUCUUGUUCAACCGUCGUGAAUAUCACCACCGUUCGGGCGGUCCCUUAGCCAGGGUGCUGCGGGGUCUCCCCGGAAAAAGGCACGGCAAUAAUCUCAUCUACUAUUACAUCUUUAUCAAAAUUCUCUACGUUUGUAUUGGGAUUUCGCAGCUCUAUCUCAUGUACACAUUUCUUCGCUUUGAUCGGAAAGAAGGAUACCUUUUCUUUGGAUGGAAACUUCUGGAUGAUAUUCGCAGGGGAAGGCUAUGGACGGAGACACAGGUGUUUCCACGUGUCGGCGCAUGUCGACAUACACUACAGCACGUGGCCGCCGGCAACAAUCUUUUUGCUCAAUGCGUUCUGCCAAUUAACAUGCUGAACGAAAAGAUAUACAUUUUUCUCUACUUCUUUUUGGCUGGCGUUAUGCUUUUCACUGUCAUUAGCAUUCCCCUCUGGCUGUUUAGAAUCUCAAAGUACCGUCAGAGGCAUUUCGUCAAACGGUUUUUGAAAAUGGCAGACGUUUACAAUAGAGACGACUCGCAAUUAAAGGACCUGAUCGACCGUUUCAUCAAUGAGUUUCUUAGGCAAGAUGGUCAUUUUCUACUGAGAAUGUUGUCGAUGAAUGCAGGUGACCUAAUUACAGUGGAAAUUGUCUGUUGCCUCUUCGGAAAUUAUAGAAAGCAGUUUUAUGGGAAGGAUUUCCGUGGUCAAAAGAAGGAAAAAGUCAAUGAGUAUGGCGAACCUCAAAAAAGCGACCACGCUCUGAAGAACGUCCCCUACUCAAGUAGUCCAAGUAGUGAGGGUGACUUCAUGAGCAUGAAACUGCAGCCUGGUGGUUACGCUUCCUCAAAGCAUCGUCCAUUGCCCACGGCACCACCAGAGGACUCACCUCCGUACCCACAAGACGAGGAGGAAUUUCAAAAGGCAUCAGUAACCUCGCCUUACCCCAAGUUGCCUGAUUAUCCUCAUGAUAUUGAUAAGAAACUACCCCUUACUGGAAGUGCUGAAAAGAGUGCUAAUCAUGAAGAUCACCAAGAACCUCCAUCAUCUUCAGUGAAGGAUGCGCCCAAUGAGCUUAAAUCUUCCAACGUUUGA